AUGAAGGAACGAGACGCGCUGAAGCAGACUUCUACGAGCGGCAGUAGUCCAACGUAUGGCGAGAUUACUGCGGAGGGGCUUCACACCUUGUUUGCAAACGUCGGCAAACUCGACGGCAGCGACGUUUUCUACGACUUAGGGUCCGGCGUUGGGCGCGCAGUGAUGCGGACGUAUUUGAAUUACAAUGUCAAAAAAGCGGUUGGCAUCGAGUACAGUAAGACACGCCACGAGCGAGCGCUGGAAGGGGGUGAGACUCUGUUGGCGCAUUUGCGAAACGACACAACUUUGUCAGGGGCGACCUUGAGCCGACUCCUGGAUGGGACAAAAAGCUUCGAAUUUCGGCAUGCAGACUUUCUGCAGACGAACCUCUCUGACGCGACGUUGAUUUAUACCUGUAGCGCGUGUUUUUCGCCCGAGCUCCUUGACAUGCUGCACACCAAAGUGGUGAAAGAGUGUCCGAAGCUGCGAUAUCUGAUUUCGGUGCGGAGGCUCUCCCUACAUACGGUUUCGAAAAAGCCGCCUCCUGGCCUGGAAGACAGUCGCAAGCUGCUCGUAGAAAAGUUUGUGGACGACGCUAAGUUUUCCUGGUCUGAUCACAGCUACCUGAGAUUUUACGCGUUUGAGGAGAGAAACGCGACAAGGGUAGAUGCUCCCCCAGUAGCCAAGUCUCUUCCAGUUGGCAUUGAGCGCGGGCUUUUGAAUGAAGACGAUUUCGCUUCGUAAAUGGCGCGCGCAGUAUUUCGCUCUGGUUUUUUGAGACGCGCUGCAGAAAUCGAUCACCGUGAAAACUACCGGAUCACUCGUGAAAUUCUUCUGUUCAGGCAGCCACGGGCAAGCCACCAAGUGCUUUUUUCGAUGUCAAAAGAUCUACCUUGUGCGACGUGU
Messenger RNA from Amoebophrya sp. A120, 885 nucleotides. The record is from the annotation of a GenBank genome assembly. NCBI's taxonomy places the organism in Eukaryota, Dinophyceae, Syndiniales, Amoebophryaceae.